AUGUCCACCGGCCAACUUUCAGCGGAUGCGGUGAAAUACCUUGAGGAGAAGCGUGUCACUUACCUGCUGGAGGAACUCUUUCACGAUGUGCUGCGGAACCUUCCCGAAAACCCCUUAGAGUUCCUUCUUAAAGCGCUGGAACGUAAAACCACAUUGCAUCUCAUAAUUGUGGGCCCUCCGGGCAGUGGCAAACAGACGCAGGCCCGUCGCAUCGCAAAGAGGUAUGAUGCGGUACAUGUUCGCGCACAGGAUAUUUUCCUCAACGAAGUAAAGAGACGCACACCCGAGGGAGAAAUCAUAGAGCGCUGCAUGCGAGAUGGCGAGCAGGUGCCCUCACAUAUUUCCUCAGAACUUGUCAUUAGACGGCUUCGCGAGGAUGAUGUUGUCAAAAGGGGGUGGGUGCUUGACGGAUUCCCGCAAACGCGCUCACAGGCACUGCGUCUUCAGACAGCGGGACUUUCACCUCUUCUUUUCAUUAUGCUCGAUGUUGGGAACGAGGUGUCGGUAAAACGCUGCGCAGGCCGGCGGUACGAACCCAUAACGCGGAAUAUUUAUCAUAUCGAGUAUUUGCCGGCACCAAGCGGCAUGCAUUUGGAGCUCAUGUCUCCCGAUGACGAAUCGAGGGCUGCUGUGGCGAGCAGGUGGAAAUACUUCGAUGCUAGGCGGGGUGAACUCGUUGGUUGUUAUGAACCAAUGUACGUUCGCAUCGAUGGUGACCGACCAUUUGACACUGUAUUCGCUGAGGUAUGCGAGCAGGUGGACUCGAGGUUUGUUUCAGUGUAA
Messenger RNA from Trypanosoma brucei brucei TREU927, 783 nucleotides. Its product is annotated as adenylate kinase, putative. Bases 1 to 783 code for a protein of 260 amino acids. Gene Ontology annotation, biological process: nucleoside triphosphate biosynthetic process. The record is from RefSeq and is a predicted model, not a curated record. Gene Ontology annotation, cellular component: cytoplasm. NCBI's taxonomy places the organism in Eukaryota, Euglenozoa, Kinetoplastea, Trypanosomatida, Trypanosomatidae. The transcript has a single exon. Gene Ontology annotation, molecular function: nucleoside diphosphate kinase activity; AMP kinase activity; ATP binding.